GGAAGCAGCCAUGCUGGCAGCUCAUAAAAACCAGGAAGAAUCAGACACACUCACACACACUCGGCACACAGCAGCCCUGUGAGGGAAUGAGCCGCUCUCACACCGCUCCACUGAAGUUAUGGCUUUAAUAUGGCCGACAAAGGUCCAUUCCUGACUUCUUGUAUCAUUUUCUACCUGUUCAUCGGAGGCGCCAUAUUCCAGAUCCUCGAGGAGCGCAACUGGAUCUCAGCCAGAGACACUUACAUCCAGAAGAAGGAGGACCUCCUGAGAAAGUAUACCUGCUUAACAAAAGAAAACCUCAAUGAGAUCCUGGAGGUUGCGUCACAGGCUGCAGGCCAGGGCGUGGCCAUCACCGGGGAGAAACACCGCAACUCCUGGGACUGGAGCAACUCUGUCAUCUUUGCUGCCACCAUUGUCACCACUAUAG
Messenger RNA from Austrofundulus limnaeus, 427 nucleotides. RefSeq names its product potassium channel subfamily K member 5. NCBI's taxonomy places the organism in Eukaryota, Metazoa, Chordata, Actinopteri, Cyprinodontiformes, Rivulidae. Gene Ontology annotation, cellular component: plasma membrane. Gene Ontology annotation, molecular function: potassium ion leak channel activity; outward rectifier potassium channel activity. The record is from RefSeq and is a predicted model, not a curated record. Gene Ontology annotation, biological process: stabilization of membrane potential; potassium ion transmembrane transport.